Messenger RNA from Panicum virgatum (switchgrass), 799 nucleotides. RefSeq lists its product as uncharacterized. Lineage: Eukaryota; Viridiplantae; Streptophyta; Magnoliopsida; Poales; Poaceae. The transcript is spliced from 8 exons. The record is from RefSeq and is a predicted model, not a curated record. Bases 300 to 686 code for a protein of 128 amino acids.
GGUGGAGGAAGUGCAUCCUGAAGACAAGUUUCCUUCAGUGUUCCGAAUGCAAGGUUCCUCUCCGGCCUCCCAUUUUCUCGCUUUGGUUUUGUAACCGUCUCAUUUGUAGCGCCUGCUACCAUGCUGAUCUCGGCACCUACCGUCACUGUACUGAGCUCGAGUACCUCCUCCAAGGUAUAACGGUCAAAUGCGUUGCCUGCAAACAAUACCUUCCAUUCUCCACAUUGGGGUCCCACCAGGUUGGCGAUUGCCUCAAGCAUAAAUUGCAAAACAUCGCCCCAGAUGAACAGGAAACCGAGAUGGGCAGCAAUAGUAUCCAUGGGAAACACAAGCGAAAGGCUCCUUUUGAGGUUGGUAAAAUGGACAAGCACAUUGUUCAUGGUGAUGAGGUUGGGUAUGAUGACGGCUCAUGUGAUGACAACCAUGGCACGAGUGAGGAUGUGUUCAGUUGUGAAGAUGAUUCUGUUGACAAAAUGGAUGAAGGGGAGGAAAUUGAAAAGCCUGCGACUGUCAAAAGGGUGGCUAAGAAUGCCUUUAAGACAACUUGUGAUAGGAAAGCAAAGAUUGCAAUGCCAUAUGGGCAGAAAACAGUUGUUGCAGCCUUCGGCAAUGUGUACAGCCGUGGGUGUGCAACACGAGCAAAAAGGAAGGACACGAGGCCAAUGAGGAUCAGCUCUGGUGACUAGGACCCAGCUGUCUUUUGGAUCAGCGAUCAGCACAGCCCAGGCCAGCGCGUCGCCGUCUCAACGCCGCCGCAUCACAACUCCCCGGAAGCCACCUCCACCACGGUUUGUUCCUC